Mauremys mutica (yellowpond turtle) is the source of this 4129-nucleotide messenger RNA. RefSeq names its product coagulation factor II thrombin receptor (gene F2R). Gene Ontology annotation, biological process: phospholipase C-activating G protein-coupled receptor signaling pathway; thrombin-activated receptor signaling pathway; positive regulation of blood coagulation. Gene Ontology annotation, cellular component: membrane. Gene Ontology annotation, molecular function: thrombin-activated receptor activity. The record is from RefSeq and is a predicted model, not a curated record. The transcript is spliced from 2 exons. Lineage: Eukaryota; Metazoa; Chordata; Testudines; Geoemydidae. Bases 166 to 1458 code for a protein of 430 amino acids.
GGAGGGGAGCGGGGCUCUGCCGUCUGCGGGCUGUGACAGAGGGAGCGGCCGCCGCCGCCUCAGCCGCUCUGCCUUCCCCCGCCUGCGGGGCCGCUUGUAACCCCCUCCCGCCGCCCGCCGCACUCUGCUUCCUACUGCGCUCGGGGAGAAGCGGGCGAGGCAGCCAUGGGGAGGCAGCUGCUGCUGCUGCUACUCGGCGGGCUCGGCCCCCUGCUCGCCAGCUCCGCGCCGGCGAACGACACCACUUCCUGGAAUGGCACACACCGGAUAAGAACCUUUGCAUCUUAUCACAAAGAUGACACCUAUGAACCUAUACCUCUUCAAGACAUCGACAGUGAAACUGAAAGUGAUUCAGAAGUUGGAUCAGGAUUAAGCAGUUUAACUAAGCAUAAUCAGUCUAGAGCCAAUCAAACUAAAGCACAAACAAGAUUCAUCUCUCAUGAUGCUAAAAGAUACCUGACUAGUCAAUGGUUGACUCGUUUUGUUCCUUCAGUUUACACUUUAGUGGUUAUGCUGAGUCUCCCUCUGAACGUUACAGCAAUACUUGUGUUCCUGAUCAAAAUGAAAAUUAAAAAGCCAGCUAUAGUAUACAUGCUGAAUCUGGCCUCUGCAGAUGUAUUGUUUGUAAGUGUGCUUCCUUUUAAGAUCGCAUACCAUUUUUCUGGAAACAACUGGGUGUUUGGACCUGAAAUGUGUCGGCUCAUCACCGCUGCCUUCUACUGUAACAUGUACUGUUCGAUACUGCUGAUGACUGUUAUAAGCGUUGAUCGUUUCUUAGCCGUGGUGUAUCCUAUGCAAUCUCUCUCAUGGCGUACAUCAAUGCGUGCCUCGUUGAUCUGCUUUACCAUAUGGCUUAUAGCUAUAGUUGGUGUUAUACCCAUUCUCAUCACAGAGCAAACUAUGAAAAUAUCUGAGUUAAACAUUACAACCUGCCAUGAUGUGCUAAAAGAAUCUGAACUUAAGAGCUAUUACCGUAAUUUCUUCUCCAUUUUCUCUUCCAUUUUCUUUUUUGUGCCAUUAAUAAUUUCUGCUGUCUGUUAUAUGUGUAUCAUCCGAUGUCUUAUCUCUUCUAAUAUUGUUGCAAAACAAAGUAAGAAGACACGUGCUUUACUCUUGUCUGCAGCUGUUUUCUCUAUUUUUAUUAUUUGUUUUGGACCAACAAAUGUCCUUUUAUUAAUUCAUUACAUAUCUUUUCCUUACAACCACCAGUUAGAAUACAUCUAUUUUGCCUAUCUCCUCUGUGCUUGUAUCAGCAGUGUAAGCUGCUGCAUUGAUCCUUUGAUUUAUUACUAUGCUUCCUCUGAGUGUCAGAGACAGGUUGGCAAUCUCUUGUGCUGUAAAGAGAGUCCUGAACCUACCAGUAGUAGCAGCAGUGGUCAGUUAAUGGCUAGGACCAGUAGAAGGGAUACCUGCUCCAGUAAUGUGAGUAACAGUGUCUACAGGAAGUUGCUAACAUAAUGUUUUUGGAUAAAUGUACAUCAUACACUCUUUGAAGAUUUUUAUACAGCUUCAGUAAAAAUACCCUAUUAUAUCCAAGAAUUGCACAAUUUUGGGCAGAUUUUAACUGAGACAUAUAGUAGGGUAGAUUCAUUACAGUAAUACAUAAUUCUAAACACAGCACAGGAAUCUGUGUAUUUAUAUGUAUAUAGGUGAAGUGGGAGGAAGCAAUAUAAAGAACUUUUAUAAAAGCUGUUGGAUAUUAUUUUCAGAUAAAUCCAGGCAAACCCUUUUAAGAUUUGCAGUUCAGUCUAUUGUAAAAUUCUGUGAAAUAUUUCCUGUUUUAGCAUUUUAAACCCCCAAAAAUUGUUUCUGUACUUAUAAGUGAAAUGUAUCAAAUCAUCUCUCCAUUAUCUUAUGAAUGAAAUGAAAAUGGUUUACCAGCCAAGCUGUUUUUUCAAUGUCAUUAUUUGUAGGUUUAGCUAUACAAUUAAGUUUUUGAGCAUCAUUCUUCAUUUUUGGGGACCUCAAAUUGUGGAUUCUGCAUUUCUCCAAGUUUUACAUAGAAGUUUAUGAAGAGGAUUUUAACAAACAAAAGCCAGUUUUGGCAGCCGAGCUUGUCCGAUAAAAGAAUUCACAGCAGCUAGGACUACCUUUUUUCUCAUAGUUCUCACAUACUAUCACUGAACUUGCCAUUGGAAAAAACUCGUGUAGGGUUCCUGGUUUAGACCAUGCUACCAUUAGAGCAAAAUUUCUCCCAGGGUCAAUGUUAAUAUGCAUCCACAAAAAUUGGCACUUCAGAAUCAGCAUUUUCACAUGCUAUUGCUCUGUCUGUGUGCAUUACCAUGCAUUUGUACUCUUUUUAUAUCACUUUGCACCCACUGUUUUGCAACUUACAAAUGCAUUUUUCAUGUAUGCAAGUAGGCCUUAUCACUUAGAUGUUUGUCCUCUGUCCCACAUGAGAGCAAGUAUGAGCAGUUUUAAAAUAGUUCAUUUUAAGUUUGUUAUAAAUGUUUAGCUCCAGAGCCAGCCUCAUCCAGCAUGUAUAGCAUCAUUUUACUCUAAAGUGUUACUAUGUGCUUAUAGCACAAAAGUAACAGGACAUCUGUUCUGAAAAUGAACCAUAUAGAUAAUGGGACUUAAUUUGGUUUCUCUUUUCCAAUACAGUGACAAUGAGGUUCAUGUAAAUUUUGUAACUGCAGAUUGUCAAGAAACAGCAUUAGCUUGCCAUAUUCAGAGUGAAUAAAGUCCCCUGUCCUUUACAAAAGAGAGAGAAGAAAUUUAACCUUCCCGCAGGUACUGUAAAAAUGGCAAACUCCUGCCCAAACAUAAAUUAUUUUACCUUUUUUUUUCUUUUUGUGAUGGAGUUAAACUUGUUUGCUGCAAAUAUCGGGUGCUAGUCCUCGCCUGAUUGUUGAGUCUUAAAAGAUUUUACACACUUUGAAUAAGUGUGUGAGGUCCUGGGAGCAAUUAUAAUAACCUAUUUGUUCAAUUACCCUAUAUUUUUAAUGGAUUAUAUGUUAUGCUCAGAUUCCUUUUCAUUUGGGUUGAGUACUAAAUGCACACUUUUGCCACACAGCACAAGUUUAAAGCUUUAUGGCAUAUGGUAGAAUGUUCAGGUUACUAAAUAUGUAUAAGGAGGGAGAGGACAAAAAUACCACCGCCACUAGGAAAUCACAGGAAGCAGCUUGUUGAAGCUGACACACUCGGAACAAGUAUAUGCUCUUCCUGUUUCCAUGCUUGAGGAUGGGGAUUGCUUUUUCAUUUUACCAUGUGUUAACUGGACAUUUGUUUCAGUAUCCUAAUAUUUUGUUUGACACUGGUUUAUUUUUAGAAGUUCAGAAGUCUGUUUAGUCAGCUUCAGUAGGUGAAGUAAAUGCUGAAAGGGAAGGAAAUGUAUUUUGGAAAUGGCUUGUCAUCAUAAUGGGAAUUCUGUUUUCUUCCUUUCAGUCUGUCUUUGGGUAAAAUACACAUGAAACUAGACAUUUCCUUAAAUAACAGCAAUUCAAUUGUAUUUUACGACGCUGCAUGCUUUUCUAACAGUGUAGUUUUACAGACUUAAGUAAAAUCUGUAAAUAUUUAGCAUUUUUGUAUGUUAGCUUAUAAUUACCUGGAUUAAUCAAAUAGACUAAUCCAUAUUUUAUCACUUCAUGGAAAUCGUAAUAUAAUACAGGACAUAACUUUAAUUUUUUUAAUACUUUGGAACUUCAGUUACUUUGAACUAAUAAUAAACAUGUAAACUUCAUCUGAUGUGUGUGAUUGACUCUACAGUGCAACUAAGAUUUCUAUACAUGAGUCCAGCCAUGCAUUCUUUGAGCACCCAAAACGCCUUCUGACAUCUGUGAGGAUUUUGGGUGUGCAAGGAAUGUGGGAUUGGACCCUUUAUGGGUUUCCCAAAUAUAAACAUUACAGAACAAUCCUUUGGAGUUUCCUCAGCCCAGAGGUGUCUUUGUAUAAUGGAUCUACUACAUGUAUUGAAAUUCUGUCCUUAUAGGAUGAUACUGUACCUGUGAUCACAUUUUUUUAUUAGUGUUAUAUAAUGUUAUGGGUUCCAGUCCCAAACCAAUUCCUGGAUAUUUUAACUAACACUAGCAUGCUCAAGGAUUUAUUUUAACAAAACUGAAGUGCCCAUCCCACACAUGACAUGCUCUUACAUAGUUGUUUCAAUAUACAAACAUCACAGGGUGGAAUA